This is a messenger RNA of Trichoderma atroviride IMI 206040, 1425 nucleotides long. RefSeq lists its product as uncharacterized. Gene Ontology annotation, molecular function: zinc ion binding; DNA binding. Lineage: Eukaryota; Fungi; Ascomycota; Sordariomycetes; Hypocreales; Hypocreaceae. Gene Ontology annotation, biological process: DNA-templated transcription. The record is from RefSeq and is a predicted model, not a curated record.
UCGAACGCCAUGUUUGAUGAGCAAUAUCCGGCUACGAAAGAGGCAACCGCAGCCAGCCAGGUAGAUGUCUCCAUAAAAACGCAACUAUUAGCUGAGGCUGCCAAGCAGCGCCAACUUGAACCAAUUAAUCUCCGCUCGAACAAAUUAUCUUUUGCAGACACCGACCCGUCUCUGGGCAUGAGACUACUCUCAGUCUUCUGGAACCGCCAACAUGCUAUCGGAUCCAUCAUCUAUCGACCGUCUUUCAUGCGCGACAUGGCCUGCCAAGGAACAUAUUUUUCUCCGCUACUUUUAUACUCAAUAUUCUUUCACGCUUCUAAGCAUGUGCCUGAGGUAGGCGGUACAUGUGAUGACUCUGACAUUUGUCAUCAUGGUCGUCGGUUUCGUCAAAAGGCUGAGGAUUUAUUGUUUGGUCGUGGGACACAAACUUUGUGCAAGAGUAGCAUUCCAACGAUUCAAGCGCUGCUUCUCAUGUCGGAUACACUGUUUUCAUGGUGCGAUGAGAGGAGUCUUUCGUGGCACUACUUGGGUAUUGCCACGAAUAUGAUGAUCGACCUAGGCAUUCAUUCUGAGACCCCGCCACUUUCGUUUAAAAAGUCGCUUUCGCCGGAAGACAUAGAGAUACGACGCAGAGUAUUCUGGUCCGCCUUUGUCUUGGACAAAGUUCAGUCCAUCUACCAAGGGCGCCCAGCUCGUCUCCGUGACAUGGACUGCAGUGUCCCCAUGCUUUUCCUGGACGAAUACGAAGAACUUGAGCUUUCUAAUAGUAUAGGCUACUCUGAAGUUGCUCAAACACUCGAUUUACCAAUGCACAGCGGCUCGACAUUUGUGCACCUGUGUAAGCUGAGCACCAUCGCUGAUCGCAUCCUCGCCAGUUUGUACACAGAGGAGAGCUUGCGUAGAGACAAUGACGAGUUAUACGAAAUGUCUCUCGCUUUGCAUGCUCAAUUGAUUCAAUGGAGGGACUCAUCCCCCGAGCAUUUGAAGAUCCAAUUCGAUGACAAGACUACGGCUGACACAAUGGCUCUUCCGCAUACUCUAUCUUUAGUGUCAAUGUUUUACGCGUUGGUCAUCCUGCUUCACCGUCCUUUCGUCUCCGAAGGUCACCUCUCGUCCACAACACGCUCGCCUACCUAUCACGCCUCUUCCCUCUGCGAAAAUGCUGCAUCGCGCAUUGAUACGGUGCUUCGACGUUACAAAAAAUACUGGUGUAUAAAAUCUCCGCCAUAUUUUCUAUCAUAUGCAACAUACGUGAGCGCAACGAUUCAUGUACGCAUAGCGGCAGAAAAGCCUCCGGCUUCAGAAGCGUAUAACCGUCUCCAGAACUGUCUCGAGAUACUAUCCGAACAUCAAAGAGUUUGUCACGCACCAAGACGUUCGAUGGUCAUCUUAGUCAACUUGAUGCGGCGUCUAAACGUAAAUGUU